AACAUAAUUUCCAUCACUUGACCCUACCUUGGCUCCAAAUAAAUAAUUAAAAUUCUCACUCAAUUAUCAUGACCCACUACAAAAUUCACUUACACCAACAUUUCAAUUUCACUUACUACAUCUUCCACAAUUUCUCUCUCUCUCUCUCACAGACACAUACACAUAUACAUACACACAUUAUACAAUUAUCAGAAAAUAAAAAAAUACACUCAGUAUACAUACUCCCAGAGCCCACAAAGUCACAAACACACACACAUAUUCAGACACCAACAAAGUCAUAUUAUACAUAUGAAGUUGGAACACUGCUGUGCUUACCGACCCCAUUUACCUUAACACUACAAUGUGCUCCUCUUCAUUCUCACCCUUUCUUCCCCUAAUUCUUCUCCUCCUCCUAUUCUUCUCACUCCCUUCAGUUCUUUCUGUCCCCACUUACAGUCCUAACCAUAUAACUUCACAAAACCAUGAUCUCCUCCAACCCAACACCAUGCCUCUCUCUGAAUCUGAAACUCUUUUCAAAAUCAUGGACUCCAUGUCCUCUGAUCAAACUUGGAGAGUUUCAUAUCCAAAUCCUUGUCAACCAGGCUCAACUUGGCCUGGAAUUGAGUGCAAAAUUGGGGAAGACAAUCGCCUCCAUGUCUCUAGGCUUGAUUUUGGUAACCCACCAAAUCCAACUUGCAAAAAAACAGCAACUUUUCCUCCUCAAAUCUUUGCUCUUCCUUACCUUGAAUCUGUCUUCUUCUUCAGCUGUUUCAUUCACACCAGAACAGAGCUUUCUGUUUCAGAAAUGGGUUUCUUAAACAAUGCUUCACUUCAGCAGUUUAGUCUCAGAUCAAACCCAUCUCUAACCGGUCCAAUUCCACCACGAAUUUCCACUUUCAAGUCCUUGCAGAUUCUCACUUUGUCACAGAAUCAACUUUCUGGGAAAAUCCCAGUUGAGCUUUUCAAGUUGGAAUCUUUAAUACACCUUGAUUUGAGCUAUAAUAUGCUAACAGGCACUGUACCUUAUCAAUUGGGCAAUCUCAAAAACCUUGUGGGACUUGAUUUGAGCUAUAAUAUGCUUACAGGUUCAAUCCCAACCACAAUUGGCCAACUGGGUCAGCUUCAAAAGCUUGAUUUGAGCUCCAAUUUGCUUAAUGGUACAAUUCCUGAUAGCAUUGAGAAGCUAAACUUCUUGUCUUUCAUGGCUUUGAGCAACAACAGAUUGAGAGGGAAUUUUCCAAAAGGAAUGGAAAAGUUGCAGAGCUUGCAGUACUUCAUUAUGGAUGACAAUCCAAUGCACAUAGCUUUGCCAUUGGAGUUUGGUAAGCUUGUGAAACUUCAAGAGCUUAGGCUAGCUUAUUCUGGGUACUCAGGGAAAAUACCAGAGAGCUUUUCACAGCUUAAGAAUCUAAGCACUUUGUCUCUGCAGAACAACAAUUUGAGCGGAGAAAUUCCGGUUGCUUUCGGAGGUCUGGCUCAUAUAUACCAUUUGAAUCUGAGCAGGAAUUUUCUUGAUGGUGUUGUUCCUUUCAAUUCAAGUUUCUUGAAGAGAUUGGGAAGGAAUUUGGAUCUGAGUGGAAACCCAGGUCUGUGUUUGAACCACUCUGAAGCAUAUAGUUUGAAGAUUGGAGUUGAUGUUUGUGGAAGGAAUAACAAUCAUUCUCUCAUGCAGCCAUUGACAUCUCAUAGUACUACUACUUCUGAGCUCUCUAAUCAAUUUUUUCUUCUCAGUCUUGCUUUGGGUUUUUUGGGGAUAUUGCAUUAGAUGUGAUCUUUAGUCUGAUUUGUAAGCUUAUCUUUUACCGUUAUAUAUAUAUAUAUAUAUAUAUAUAUAUAUUAGUAUGUAAUCCAUUUUCUUAUGUGAUUUUUAUAUUUCUGGGUCUCUGAAAAAACAACCAAAAAAAAAAAAAAAAAGAAAAGUUUGUUUUA
Ziziphus jujuba (common jujube) is the source of this 1908-nucleotide messenger RNA. RefSeq names its product receptor like protein 29. The coding region runs from base 341 to 1744 and encodes 467 amino acids. The transcript has a single exon. NCBI's taxonomy places the organism in Eukaryota, Viridiplantae, Streptophyta, Magnoliopsida, Rosales, Rhamnaceae. The record is from RefSeq and is a predicted model, not a curated record. Gene Ontology annotation, molecular function: protein binding.